This is a messenger RNA of Brassica napus (rape), 5838 nucleotides long. RefSeq names its product pentatricopeptide repeat-containing protein At2g13600-like. NCBI's taxonomy places the organism in Eukaryota, Viridiplantae, Streptophyta, Magnoliopsida, Brassicales, Brassicaceae. The coding region runs from base 306 to 2585 and encodes 759 amino acids. The record is from RefSeq and is a predicted model, not a curated record. Gene Ontology annotation, molecular function: RNA binding; protein binding. Gene Ontology annotation, biological process: RNA modification. The transcript is spliced from 2 exons.
UGAAAAAAUAUAUUUUUCACUAUUAUGUUCGGUUUUGAUUUUUUUCUUUCUAAUUAGGUUCGUGUCAGUUUGAUAUAAUUCCCCGACCCCGAGGCCAGCUCCAUAGCAAGAUGGCUUAAUCCUAACCGGUAGAAACCGGGCCCGACCGUUUAUUUCUAUUAAUUUUAAUUGGAUCUCAAGUUCGGUUCGGUUGAGCAUCCAAAUUUCUAUUAAAACCCGCCUUUGCUCAAGAGAACUCUCUGCGCACACAAAGAUGAGAAAUCCAAAUUCAGUUUGAAGAACCUCUCACCAAAACAAACAAUGGAAUGGCUAGAAACUCAUUUCUCAAACUCGCCUCUCUCACGAACUCUUCACCCUUCGCGAAUCUUCUCGAUUCAUGCAUCAAAUCCAAGCUCCCACCAAACUACGUCCGCACCGUCCACGCUUCCAUCAUCAAAUCCCCUUUCUCCAACGAAAUCUUUAUACACAACCGUCUCAUCGACGCCUACGCGAAACGCGGCUCGCUCCAUGACGCGCGCAAAGUGUUCGACGAAAUGCCUCACCGAAACGUCUACACUUGGAACACUCUCGUCACGGCUUUAGCCAAGUUGGGUCUCUUAGACGAAGCCGACUCUCUCUUCCGCUCGAUGCCUGAGCGUGACCAGUGCACUUGGAACUCAAUGGUCUCCGGGUUCGCGCAGCGGGAUAGGUGCGAAGAGGCGUUGCGUUAUCUCGCCUCGAUGCACAAAGAAGGCUUCUCCCUGAACGAAUAUAGUUUAGCUAGUGGUCUAAGCGCUUGCUCUAGCUUGAGCGAUGUGAACAGAGGCGUGCAGAUACAUUCUCUGAUCGCCAAAUCUCCUUGUUUAUUCUCCGAUGUUCACAUAGGCUCCGCUCUCGUUGACAUGUAUUCCAAAUGCGGACACGUGGAUGAAGCUCAGCAGUGUUUUGAUGAGUUGCGUGGUUAUAGAAACGUCGUCACUUGGAAUAGUUUGAUUACGUGUUACGAACAGAACGGUCCCGUGGAGGAAGCUCUAACCGUUUUCAAUUUAAUGCUGAGAUCCGGUUUCGAGCCUGAUGAGGUAACGUUAGCGAGCGUGAUCAGCGCGUGCGCGAGCCUGUCCGCGGUUAAAGUCGGACGGGAAGUUCACGGACGCGUUGCUAAAGACGUUAAGUUACGGAACGAUAUAAUCCUAAGCAACGCGUUUGUUGAUAUGUACGCAAAGUGUGGAAGAGUGAAAGAAGCUAGGAUCGUGUUCGAUAGCAUGCCUAUCAGAAACGCUAUCGCUGAAACGUCGAUGAUCAGCGGCUACGCUAUGGCUGCGAGCACCAAGGCUGCUAGGCUGAUGUUCGCCAAGAUGACCGAGAGGAAUGUUGUUUCGUGGAACGCGCUCAUCGCUGGGUAUACGCAGAACGGGGAGAACGAAGAAGCGGUUGGUCUGUUUCGUCAGUUAAAGAGGGAGUCUGUAUCCCCGACGCAUUAUACCUUUGCUAAUAUCCUCAAGGCGUGUGCGGAUCUCGCGGAGUUGCAUCUCGGCAUGCAGGCUCAUGUGCACGUGCUGAAGCACGGGUUUAAGUUUCGGUCCGGGGAAGAAACUGAUAUAUUCGUUGGCAACUCGUUGAUAGAUAUGUAUGUGAAAUGCGGUUGUGUGGAAGAUGGUUAUCUUGUGUUUAGGAAGAUGGUGGAGAGAGACCGCGUCUCCUGGAACGCGAUGAUUGUUGGAUUCGCGCAGAACGGGUAUGGAAACGAGGCGCUUGAGUUGUUCAGAGAGAUGCUUGGUGGUUCUGGGGAGAAACCAGAUCACAUUACAAUGAUUGGUGUUCUCUCCGCGUGCGGACACGCUGGAUUAGUCGAAGAAGGGCGGCGUUACUUUUCGUCCAUGGCCAGAGACUUCGGUGUGGCUCCACUGAGGGAUCACUACACUUGCAUGGUUGAUUUACUCGGCCGAGCUGGGUUUCUUGAAGAAGCGAGGAGUAUGAUUGAGGAGGAGAUGCCUAUGGAGCCAGAUUCGGUUAUAUGGGGAUCUUUGCUCGGUGCUUGUAAAGUUCAUAGGAACAUCACGUUGGGUAAGUAUGUUGCUGAGAAGCUUCUUGAAGUAGAGACGUCGUCAAACUCGGGACCGUAUGUUCUUCUCUCUAACAUGUACGCUGAGAAUGGACAGUGGGAGGAUGUGAUGAAUGUAAGGAAGUCUAUGAGGAAAGAAGGAGUCACGAAGCAGCCAGGUUUUAGUUGGAUAGAGGUACAAGGACGUUCUCAUGUUUUCAUGGUUAAAGAUAAAAGACAUCCUCGCAAAAAGCAGAUACACUCGCUUCUUGAUGUUCUAAUAGCAGAGAUGAGACCGGAACAAGAUCAUGCUGAAAGAGGAUCACUCUCCUCUGAGGAAAUGGAUUAUUCAUCUCGUAUUCUUUGGGACAAUGCCAUUUUGGAAGUCUCAAUCUUGAAACCUAGAAGCACUCGUUCAUCUUCAAUUUACAAAAGUGAAGGCCAUCUAGAAGAACUCAAUCAUUCAGUUACAGUCAAUCAACAAGACAAAUCAGCUAUGGAAGGACAUAUCUUAACCCUCAAUUGCAUGUCAGAGCUCAAUAUUAUCCUCGUUAUGCUGCUGUAAUAAUUCUAUUAAGAAACUCUUUGUUGCUUCACUUUGAUUCUUCCUUCCUUUUUGUUGCUGUAGUGGAAUUUUCUGGAGCUUGAUUUUUAUUCAGGCUAAGAUUGUACUUAAACUUGAAGCCAAACAUAUUCCAGCUUAUUUUUCUUAGCUUCAGAAAAAGUUGACUCUUGUUCAACAUUUCUCCCUCGUUCUUGUUCAUCUUUCUCAUUGAAUCUUUACCUGCUUUUUAAUUAUUACCUCUUACAUUAUUGUGGAGUUUCAUGUAAUUUCACACUCUCUCCUUGCAUGAUUUUGCAAAUACUUUUGAAAAGUGACCAUCUACCUAAUUACCAUUCUUUUUAUGUAUAUUCACCUAAAUUGGCCUUUAUUUUAUUUCUUCAUAAUACUCUUUUAUAUAUUUUUAUUUUCAUUGCUAUGCUUACUUGGAGUUUUUCUUUUGCUUCUAUCUACAAAUAGAAAUAGAAAGUAAUUAAAAGUAUAUAUAUUUUGAUCUGAAAUUUUUUUAAAAAUCACAUUUGUAUAAAUUACAAACACACAAAUAAAAGUAAGGAAAUCUUACUAUCAAGUUAGAUCUUAAUCUGGAUAGUAGACAUGGAUCCUUUUGUUUUUCUAGCCCCCGAGUUUCCAUUUGCUGCCUUAGAUCCAUGUUUUCCCCCCUUUUCUUUUCUUUUCUUUUCUUUUCUUUUCUUUUCUUUUCUUUUCUUUUCUUCUUGUGGUGCUUUGUACAUGUGUUUUAAGUUGAGACCAUUUUAAUCUCUUUUCCUGAACUAUCAGUCUGUCACCACGAUAAAAAUAAACUCAUUCCAGCAAAUCGACAAUUGAUUAGUCCUUUUUAAUUAUGUUAUUGACAUAUUUUGUUUAUCAUUUCCUUCUUACAUGCAGUAUUUAGGUUUGGACAAUGUUUAGAAUGCAGAAAAAAAAUUAUAUGCAAGUAUAUGAGAAUAAGGUUCAUGCAAAAGGUUAUUUGAGCAUGAAGAGUUUAAGCGUUUACUUACCUGGACUUUAACCUUCAUCUCUUUUUUUUUGAACAAAUAACCUUCAUCUUAAGACUUCGAAAAUAUCAAUCCAUAGCGUACUGGCCUCCUUUUUCUCGUUUCCUUGAAAGAUUAUCUUGAAGAUUAUUGUUGUGCAAGUUUGGCCAAAAACUACUUCGAUUUGAAUCUGGAACUGCAAAAGGUUUCAUCAUUGAAAGUUUUAAUCUAUCUGGUUAGAAGUUGAAAUUUAGAGAGGAUCAAUGGGGUGCUGCAAAGAAUUUAAGAAUUUAUAAAUUUUGAAUGCAACAAAUGAAUCUAAAUAUAUGGCAUUAUGAGUUAAAUCAAUUACUCAAAAAAACUAUGAUUAACAGUUUUAGGGAUCGUGGGAUCAUGGGCACAUUGUGAGAGAUAUUAGGAAUUUUUAUUUUAUAUAGAUAAAAGAGAAAUAAGUUAAUACACGAUCAGGUUUUUAUAUUUAAAUUAUUUUUCUUUUAAAUUGUAGAGCAUAUUCGAUGUGUCAAAUUUUUGUUGGUCAUAUGACUUGUGCUUUAGUAUAUUAGGGAUUUAAGUCAACAAAAAGGCUCCUUCCUCGGUUUUGAGUAGGAAACAAAAUACCCUACCGAACCACAUCCAAUUUACAAAGUUGUUUCGAAUUGGAAUCGAACUUGAUAAAAUAUACAAAUGAAUCCAAAAUUUUGGUAUCUGAAAAACCGAAUUUGUAUCAGACUUGAGCAUAAAUAUUUUGAAUAUUCUAAAAUACAUGAAUUACGAUUAUAUAUUUAAAUUUAUUAAUUAUUUUUAGAUUUAAUAUUCAGAAGAUCUUCAAAACUCAAAAAUAUUCUAAAUUAUCAAAAAUACAUGAAAACACCUAAAAGUAAAUAAUAAGAAGUAUUUAAAAUAUCAGAAUUACCCUAAAUACUUACAUGUCCUUCAUCCAAAUUUCUAAACCAAACAUAUUUUCAUGUUAAUUUCAAAUAUUUAUUAUAUAAUAUUCUUUUUAUGUUGAAUAUUAUUUUUUAUUUUUGGAUUUUAAGGUAUAUUUAGAUUUUUGAAUUUGUUUAGAUAAUUUAAAUAGAUAUACAAACCUAAACCGAAUUUGCAAAAAUCCGAACUGAACCCAAACCAAAAUUUAUAAAUAUUUGAAUGAGUUUAAAUAUGUAAACCCAAUAUUCGGAUAUACCAGAAACGAAACUGAAAGGAUACACAAAUGCCAUCCCUAGUUCUUAGGACUUGUGUUUCUAAUAUUUGUUAUAAAAAUUAAAUGUCUCUAAUCUUUAAACUCUAUUAUAGAAAAACUGAGAGUAUAAAUCACUAAGAGUGAUUUAUUUUAAAACCAGUAAUUAAAUAUAUCAAAUUACAAUUAAAUUAAUUAAUUUUAAAAAUAUAAACGCUUUUUAAUUUAUAGAAAAUAUAUGUAUCAUCUAAUGAUUUUAAAUAUAAACGAUCUUCAAAAUAUUCAAAACCAAAACAAAAAGACAUUGUCAAUAGUCAAUCACUCAAUUUACAAAACGCAUACAUAAGCUAUGCAGAGCCUUAGCAGCUGACUACAUGUAGUAUUGACCAUCACAUAGAUAACUAUGCAAACUAAAAUAAUAUAUACAUAACUACAUAAAGUAUAUAUUAUGCAUGACAACAUUCCUCAACUUAGUUAAUUAUUUUUUGGCAGCUGGUAACACUGGUGUAUUCUUGGACGUAGACGAUUUCCCAAUCCCUAAGCAUCUCGAUCCCAAAUCCAUUUAUCAGAAAAUCAAACGAGCUCUUGAGAAUAAGGGUUACCGUACUCAUGUGUCACUACGGCUGUACGGGGAUAAAUAUGCUGAAGCUGGAAUCAAAAUCUGUUUGGUACCCGAUGGUGAAUUAUAUAUCUUUUUUAUAUACUUCUUCUCUGUUGAUAUAUAUAGUUGAAGGAGUUACGUAUACGAGAGGUAAUUUUAUGCUACUGGACAGUUAUCUAUGGGCAUUGGACAAUCCUGGAGAAUCAAAUUUGAUGCUACUCUCAAAAGACAUCAAACAAGACACAUGGGGGAUGCGUUUACUUACAUUUUUGCAUAGGCAUGAUUGCUAUAUUCUCUUAGGGGAUCCUUUAUCAGAGUUUACAGUUCUUUCUGAUAGUGGUGAAUGGAUUUGGAAAAGCCUGUCAGAUUGAGGAAACCCUAGCUAACUAAGAUAAAAGCUCACAAGGGGAUGACACAAAGUGCUUAUAAAAACGAAUCCUCUAAAUUGCAUCAUUGUAAUCUACUUAAGUUGAAGUACGCAAAUGUUAAGAUGCUUUAGUAAAA